CCUCCCAGCUAUAAGGGCGUGGUGGCCGGAAGUGGGGGUCGCGCGGGGAGCGGAAGUGUCCUCACUUCAGUCAGAGAGGGACUGCGGAGGAGGAAGAUGUCUGGCGGAGGGAUGAGCAGCAUUGAGGCGGUAAAGAGGAAGAUUCAGGUCCUCCAGCAGCAGGCAGAUGAGGCCGAAGAGAGGGCGGAGAAGCUGAGCCGGGAGGUGGAAAGCGAGCGCCGGUCCAGGGAGCAGGCUGAAGCUGAAGUGGCAUCCCUCAACCGCCGUAUCCAGCUGGUAGAGGAGGAGCUGGACCGUGCCCAGGAGCGCCUUUCCACCGCCUUGCAGAAGCUGGAAGAGGCUGAGAAAUCGGCAGAUGAGAGCGAGAGAGGGAUGAAGGUCAUAGAAAACAGAGCACUCAAAGAUGAAGAGAAGAUGGAACUGCAAGAAAUCCAGCUGAAGGAAGCCAAACACAUAGCGGAGGAAGCAGACAGGAAGUAUGAAGAGGUGGCCCGAAAACUGGUAAUCAUAGAGGGUGAUCUGGAACGCACAGAGGAGAGGGCAGAGCUGGCAGAGGCCAAAUGUUCUGAGCUUGAGGAGGAGCUCAAGAAUGUCACCAACAACCUGAAGUCCUUGGAGGCUCAGGCAGAGAAGUAUUCUCAAAAGGAGGACAAAUAUGAGGAAGAAAUUAAGAUUUUGACAGACAAGCUAAAAGAGGCUGAGACCAGAGCCGAAUUUGCCGAGAGGUCAGUCGCCAAACUGGAAAAAACCGUUGAUGAUUUGGAAGAGCGCCUCUACAGAGAGAUGGAGAAAAACAGGCUUCUGUCUAGUGAGUUGAAAUUCACCCUCCAUGACCUCUGUGACUGAGGUCUCCCGGCCCAACCCCAUACUCCCAUAGCAUGGCGGAACGGAUGGAGACGUACAGCGCUUCCGGCCAGGGUGUUGCUAGUUUGUCUAGUGCCACGUUGGAAGG
This is a messenger RNA of Nanorana parkeri, 952 nucleotides long. RefSeq names its product tropomyosin 3 (gene TPM3). The record is from RefSeq and is a predicted model, not a curated record. Gene Ontology annotation, cellular component: actin filament. Gene Ontology annotation, biological process: actin filament organization; muscle contraction. The transcript has 8 exons. Gene Ontology annotation, molecular function: actin filament binding. Bases 97 to 846 code for a protein of 249 amino acids. NCBI's taxonomy places the organism in Eukaryota, Metazoa, Chordata, Amphibia, Anura, Dicroglossidae.